Clarias gariepinus (North African catfish) is the source of this 1162-nucleotide messenger RNA. RefSeq names its product receptor-type tyrosine-protein phosphatase eta-like. Gene Ontology annotation, molecular function: protein binding. The transcript has 5 exons. Bases 1 to 1128 code for a protein of 375 amino acids. The record is from RefSeq and is a predicted model, not a curated record. Lineage: Eukaryota; Metazoa; Chordata; Actinopteri; Siluriformes; Clariidae.
AUGGGGCCCGAUGUUGCAAAGCCUGACACUGUUAGCAAUCUUACAGUAGUUAAUGUUACAACCUCCUCUAUAUUACUGUCCUGGACUCAGUCAAUGGGGAAAAUCUUUUAUUAUGUAAUCCAAUAUGAGAAUAACAGUGCCACAAUCAAUAACACUGCUGAAAGCACCAUGAUAAACAUAACUGAUCUGACUCCUGGAGUGCAGUACACGUUCACAGUGUUUGCAGUUGCUGGAGAUAAUAAAACUGAAGGAAUUUACAGCUGCAUAUCUGCCUACACAAAGCCUGAUGUUGCACGUGACCUCAAUGUGACCGAAAUUACAACGAGCUCAGUGUUUCUGAACUGGACUGAACCAAUAGGAAAAAGAUCUUUCUUUAAAGUACAGUGGAGCAAUGAAAGCAUCACUUUAAAUUUAACAACAACCUCAAACACUUCCUUUAACAUUACUGAUCUCAAUCCUGGAGUCAGUUACACCUUCCUCAUAUCUGCUGUUGCUGCAGAUAAUAUAACAAAAGGAGAAGUGAUUGGUCUUUCAGCUUAUACAAGACCUGACACUGUUAGCAAUCUUACAGCAGUUAAUGUUACAACCUCCUCUAUAUUACUGUCCUGGACUCAGUCAAUGGGAAAAAUCUCUUAUUAUGUAAUCCAAUAUGAGAAAAUCCAGUAUGAGAAAACAAUUAAUAACACUGGUGAAAGCCCCAUGAUUAACAUAACUGAUCUGACUCCUGGAGUGCAGUACACAUUCAGAGUCUUUGCAGUUGCUGGAGAUAAUAAAACAAAAGGAAAUUCCAGCUGCAUAUCUGCCUACACAAAGCCUGAUGUUGCACGUGACCUCAAUGUGACGGAAAUUACAACAAGCUCAUCGUUUCUGGACUGGACUGAACCAAUAGGAAAAAGAUCUUUCUUUAAAGUACAGUGGAGCAAUGAGAGCAUUACUUUAAAUUCAACAACCUCAAACACUUCCUUUAACAUUACUGAUCUCAAACCAGGAGUCAAUUACACCUUUCUCAUAUCUGCUGUUGCUGCAGAUAAUAUAACAGAAGGAGAAGUGAUUGGUUUUUCAGCUUAUACAAGUAUGUUUCAGAGAAUAUGUUUUGUCUUCUCCCUGGAUGACAAAAGGAAUUUCUGAACAAAGUUAAUGUAAACUUUAUGGGUUUCUUUUG